Messenger RNA from Elaeis guineensis (African oil palm), 698 nucleotides. RefSeq lists its product as uncharacterized. NCBI's taxonomy places the organism in Eukaryota, Viridiplantae, Streptophyta, Magnoliopsida, Arecales, Arecaceae. The record is from RefSeq and is a predicted model, not a curated record.
CUCUCCUUCUCGCUCUGAAGAGGAACCCCAGUCUCUCUCUGUUUCUCGCCCCCCUUCCGCCAUGAACCGAAGGCUUCGGAGCCCCAACGCCAAGGCCUCACCGUCCAAGAUCGAGGAGCGGCUCCACCGCUACCUGAGGCCGGGGGCACUAGCCCGGCUCCGGGACUCCAGGAUCAGCGCCCGAUCUCCCCGAUCUACCCUCAAGAUCCUGAUCCCCCGCCUCUCGGCCCCCUCCUCGCCCCAGGCCCCGCCAGCGGCCGCCGCCCAGAUGGACGGCUCCCCAUGCUUCGUCAUCAGGAGCUAUGGCCCUCGGUUCCCGCAGCGGAAGAAGCUGGUUGCCGCCAAGUCCAUCUUUUUCGUGCCAUCGAGCCCGUCGGGACCGGAGAUAUCGGAUGCUGCCGUGGACUUGUUUAACUCCGAUCUCGUUGUAGCUCACUAAAAGGGGAAGAAUGGGAUUUCAUUUGUGUAGAGUUUUCUUAAGUCCUUCUCCCUCUUGUUCGUUUUUGAAAAAAUAAAAAUUGGAUGGUUGUGGAUGCUAUUUUUUUACAAAUUUUGUGAUAGUUGUGGAUUAUUAAAUGCUCAUUUGAUAGAUCAAGAAUUCUUAACAUCGGAUUAUUCAUAUAUCUGGUUUAGGGUUUCCUUUAUCUCGGUUGAUGAGAUGGGGAAAUUGGUUGAAUGGGUUCGUUAUGUAGAUCUUA